Molecule: messenger RNA, 2006 nt
Organism: Punica granatum (pomegranate)
Lineage: Eukaryota; Viridiplantae; Streptophyta; Magnoliopsida; Myrtales; Lythraceae
Source: RefSeq, a predicted model, not a curated record
AUUUAGGGCUGUUAUUAUUGUUUCAUAUAUUAUGCAGAUAGUAUCCUAUCAGCUCCACUACAACUACAAGCUCGAACGUUUACAUUGGAUAAGUCCAAUAGCUCACGGGCAAUGAAAUCCCCUAGAUAGGAACUUAGGCACUAUAUAAAGUUCAUCAGGGGAGAGUCUUUUCUCAAUCCCAGAACUGACUGAACUAAUUUUAUGCCAUCCAUGGAGGUUUCGAGCAUCAAUGUCGAGUCCCAGCGGGAUACGAAGUUCGCCCUGCCCGUGGACUCUGAGCACAAGGCAACGGUGUUUCCGCUCUUCUCGUUUGCGAAGCCCCACAUGAGAGCGUUCCACCUGUCGUGGGUCUCCUUCUUCGCGUGCUUCGUCUCCACGUUUGCGGCGCCGCCCCUGCUUCCCGUGAUAAGGGACAACCUCAGCCUGACCGCCACUGACAUCGGGAACGCUGGGAUUGCCUCGGUGUCGGGGGCAGUAUUCGCUCGUGUGGCAAUGGGGACGGCCUGCGACCUCUUUGGUCCCCGGCUGGCCUCUGCCUGCCUGUGCCUACUCACAGCCCCAGCAAUGUACUGUUUUGCCGUGGCCAACUCCGCCGUCUCCUUCCUCCUGGUCCGGUUCUUCGUGGGUUUCUCCUUGGCCACGUUCGUGUCGACCCAGUUCUGGAUGAGCUCAAUGUUCUCUCCUCGUGUGGUGGGGUCUGCGAACGGGGUGGCAGCCGGGUGGGGUAACCUUGGAGGCGGGGCAACGCAGCUCAUCAUGCCCCUUGUGUUUGUGUUGAUCCGGGACAUUGGGGCCGUCAAGUUCACUGCCUGGAGGAUAGCAUUCUUCAUACCGGCCCUAUUCCAGACCUUGUCCGCCUUCGCCGUCGUGCUCUUCGGGCAGGACAUGCCUGAUGGCAACUUUCACAAGCUUGAGAAGGCCGGGGAAAAGGCCAAGGACAAGUUCUCCAAGGUGUUCUACCACGGAGUCACGAACUACCGGGCAUGGAUCUUCGCACUCACCUAUGGGUAUUGCUUCGGGGUCGAGCUCACCAUAGACAACAUCAUUGCAGAGUACUUCUACGAUCGGUUCAACCUCAAGCUCCACUCUGCAGGACUGAUUGCAGCCUCGUUUGGUCUCGCGAACUUCUUCUCUAGGCCGGGAGGAGGGAUCUUCUCUGACAUGAUGGCAAGGAAGUUCGGGAUGAGGGGAAGGCUUUGGGCUCUGUGGAUCGUGCAGACCCUGGGAGGCGUCUUCUGCAUCAUUCUCGGUGUAGUGAGCUCCCUUUGGGCAUCGAUCUUCGUCAUGAUCUUAUUCUCUAUAUUCGUCCAGGCCGCCUGUGGUCUCACUUUCGGGGUUGUCCCUUUUGUCUCCCGAAGGUCGCUGGGGGUGAUCUCGGGCAUGACUGGGGGAGGAGGCAACGUGGGAGCAGUGCUCACGCAGCUGAUCUUCUUCAAAGGGUCGAAAUACUCGAAGGAAACGGGGAUCACGCUGAUGGGAGUUAUGAUCAUAGCCUGCACUAUCCCCAUUAUGUUCAUAUACUUCCCGCAGUGGGGUGGAAUGUUCUGCGGGCCAUCGUCGAAGAAAGAAGCGACCGAGGAGCACUACUACAAGGCAGAGUGGAGCGAGGAGGAGCAGAGCCAAGGGUACCAUCUCCAGAGCAUGAAGUUCGCCAAUAACAGCAGGAGCGAGCGGGGCAGCAGGGGAGGACCUGUUGCGGCCUCCCAGGUCGAAGAUAACUACUAAGAAACCCGAAUUCGUAAGCAUGUCACAGAGAUAAAUAAUAAUAAGAACCUAGAACGUAUAUAAUUUUGAAUUGUAUUGUCUUGUGAUUGUUAGUGUGAAAUUGUAAGUUCUGCUGCUCUUUCAUAUUAUUAUUAUUAUUAUUAUUAUUAUUAUUAUUAUGUGUUCAGUUGAGUUGUAUGGAGUUAGGGGUAAUGCAUGAAUCGAAGAGUUCGUACGUGAUCAAACCAAAGCUCUCAUCCUCCUCUUUUUGGUCCCUUUUUAUUUUUGUUGGUAUUUUGAGC